Messenger RNA from Doryrhamphus excisus (bluestripe pipefish), 2194 nucleotides. NCBI's taxonomy places the organism in Eukaryota, Metazoa, Chordata, Actinopteri, Syngnathiformes, Syngnathidae. The record is from RefSeq and is a predicted model, not a curated record.
GCAGCGCGAUAAAUGUUACGCCAAACACUGAAAUUUUAUUUUACAAGCAAUGUCUUGCAGGAUCCGUUGUUCUAGCUACGGGGGAUUCAAAGCCACCCUUAUAUCUAAAAUAACAAUGUUCUUCCAUAUUAAAUUAUAGAUGUGCCCCAAUAGGUAAAUAUUGAUGAAGUAGCGUAACAUUUAGUACAAAAACGUUAUGCCUGCAAGUCCGCGUGUAGGAUAAAGUCUUUAAAAAAUUCCAGAAAGUCAAUGUGUUGUGUCAAGUAGAGUAAAACCUGAAAACAAUGACGGAAAGACAUCGAUAAAAGUGAAAUGUCAUGGAGUUGGUGGUCCUAGGUGAGCACCAUGUGGUUUCUCAAUCUAUCGGCGCACGCGAACAAGCAUGAAGAGGAAUAAAUGCUACAUUUUGGAUAUAGGUUAGUUUAUUUAGAACACAUGAGUGACAGCAUGCUUGCCAACAUGGCGACGUUAAGAAAGCUCCAUAUGCUGCACCGAGCCUGCACGCUCAACAACACAACGAGAGGAGCUUCAAAGGCUGUCCCCGCGAUGAUGAGAUGUCUUCCCCAGCCGAGCGGUUCCUUGGUACCGCAGUGUAGCAGAACAUUUGCCCUCUUUGGCUCCACCUUGAGACAUGCAGACGACUUCACUGGACGAUUCACAAGCCAAGUAUAUGAUGAGGAGGAUGAUGAUGAGGACUUUAUGGAGGACCAGGAGGUGGAGGAACUGUUCCAGGAGCUGCAGCCUAACACAACCACCCCAGGGGGCCACCACCGUGUUUUUGUGGUCCACCCUGAUGUCAAGUGGGGGAGCAGGAAGCAAUACCUGACCACAGCGGAGCUGAUGAUGGCUGAGGCCGUGGGGCUCAUCAACACGCUGGACAAGUGGACGGUGGUGGACAAGCUCAUCCUCUCCACCAAGACUCCAGAGAAGAAGAUGAUUUUCGGAAAAGGCAACUUUCAGACUCUUACAGAGAAGAUAAGACAAACAGCGGGCAUCACUGCAGUUUUUGUCAACGUGGAGCGUCUCUCUCCGUUGUCUGAGAGAGCGCUUGAGGAGGCCUGGGGGGUCAAAGUGAUGGACAGAUACUCCGUGGUCCUCCACAUAUUCCGCUGCAACGCCAGAACCAAAGAAGCUAAGCUGCAGAUAUCUCUGGCUGAGAUCCCCCUACUCAGGUCACGUGUGAAGAAUGAAUUCAUGAACUUGGAUCAGCAAGGUGGAGGCUCCAGAUACAUCGGAGGCUCAGGUGAGACGCAGAUGGAAGUCCAGCAGAGGCUUUUGAAGGAGCGAGAGAUGAAGAUCCGCUCAGCUCUGGAAAAGCUGAAGAGGAGGAGGCACCUGCUUCACUCUCGGAGGAAACACAAGGAGUUCCCCCUGGUGUCUGUCUUAGGAUACACCAACUGUAAAACCACUCUGAUCAAAGCGCUCACGGGCGACAGCCACCUCCAGCCUAAAAAUCAGCUCUUCGCCACGCUGGACGUGACGGUCCACGCGGGCCAGCUGCCCAACCGCAUGACGGCGCUGUAUGUGGACACAAUCGGCUUCCUGUCGCAGCUGCCGCACCAACUCAUCGAUUCCUUUUCCGCCACACUGGAGGACAUUAAACACUCUGACCUGCUGGUCCACGUCAGAGACAUCAGCCACCCGGAGACGACCAAUCAGAAGGCCAAUGUGUUGAACGUUUUAAAGAACCUUCAAGUGCCCGACCGCCUCCUGAGCUCCAUGAUCGAAGUCCACAAUAAAAUAGACCUCCUGGACAAGUACGAGGCGACUGAGCCUGAUGCUUUGCCCAUCUCCGCUCUGGAGGAGCGUGGCCUGGAGGCGCUGCGGGAGGUUGUGGAGGAGCGCAUUGUGGCCUCUACGGGUAUGCGUGCCCUCAGCCUGAAAGUGAAGCUCAGCACGCCUCAGCUCAGCUGGCUGUACAAGGAGGCCGCCGUGCAGGACGUGAGCGUGGACGCGGACGAGGGCUCGGCAGUGGUCAAGGUCAUCAUCAGUGGCGCCGCCUACGGACGCUACAAGAAGUUCUUUGUGGACGGGUAGCAAACGUUGAGAGUAACACACGUUCUUGUUUGAUUAGCAAAUAACAUAUUGAACACCUUUAAUUCACCAGUAGUCAAUGUGACAACAGCCAUACGAAUGUCUCAUAUUGUCAAAUAAUGCUGUCAAAAUAAAAAGGAGUUCAUCACACUCGCUAAAA